ACGAGUCAGUGCACAAAGCAGUUUGAAUCUGAAACGCUGAGACUCACUUCCAAUCCAGUGAAAUUGGUGCUAGUUUAGAUUAGUUUAGAUUAGUUUAGAUGAGUUUUGUUGUUUAGCGUAGUUUAAUUUAGCUUUAUUUACUUUAGUUUAGCUUUGUGGUUUGGUUCAGUUUAAUGCAGUUUAGUUUAAAUUUAGUUUAGACAUAAGACAACCAGUAAGUGACUUUAUUACUUCUUCUGUGACAAGUGUGAGAGCCUAUGUCUACCGGUAAAACAUUGAUGAAAAAUUAGGAAUGAACAUGAAGAUUAUAAUUCUCAUGCAUCAUUUUAAGUUAUUAAGUCAUAAUUAUGACCUUGGACUUGUCAUGCUUAUGAGGCACUUCAUUAAAUGUGUGCCAUAAUAUACGCAUAGUAAUGCCUCAUUAUGAGCUUGUAAAUUCUGUUUCUAAUUCGAUUUAAUAAUUCUAAUUCAAUUAAUAAUUCUUGAGAUUCUAAGUUAUUAGAAUUAUUAGUGAGUUAUUAUUGGUGAAACCAAAGUCUCUGUUAACUCUGCAAAGAGUUUUACAACAGUCGGACAGUCUUUGUUUUUACAUUCUGUAGUGACCACAGGUACGGCCAUGAUCAGUCCGGGGUUGAUUAUUAACCAGCCAACGGGGGCGGCAGUUGUUGAGUACAGCCACUAAGCUGUCCAGCCUAGAGAAGGUUGGCCAUACCUGUUUUUACUCUUAUUUUAUUCAUCUAAUCGUUUAACCCCUUUGGUUUCUCAUCAUCUGCCUCCACAUCAUACACAGGCCAGGCUGGUUGUUUGGAAAUGAAGCUGUGUCUUCUUUUCUUGCUUUGUCUCUGCUGUCUGGGACUGACUGCGGAGCCCACUCCUGGAGCUCCUGAUGUCUCCGAUCCUGUAGAUGAAGAGAAGGAGACGGAGGAGGUUCACAGCUGUGGAGGAAGGCGGGUGUUCAGCCCUGAGGAACACAGGGCAAUAGGGGGUGCCAUAGAGCGACUGGGUUUACAGCUCCUGGAAAAGCUUCUUAUUGGUCCACAGCAGCCGAACGUCGUCCUAUCACCUCUCAGCCUGGCCUUUGCCCUCGCCCAGCUGACCUUAGGUGCUCGCAACAAGACAGAGAAGCUAUUGCUGGAGAGCCUUAAUGCCCACAGUCUGCCGUGUUACCAUCACAUACUGGGAGGCCUUCUACCUCAUUUCAGAAACACAUCGUUGGAGGUGGCAACACGCAUGUACCUGAGACCAGGAUUUGAAGUGAAGUUGUCUUUUGUUGAGGACUCUCUGGCCAGGUACCAAUCACAGCCCGUCCCUCUGGUCUCUGUGGAGGAGGUCAACCAAUGGGUGGAGAACGCCACCAAUGGUCACAUUCCCAACUUCCUGGAAAGUAUUCCACAUGAUGUGGUGCUUAUGCUCAUGAACGCUGUGUACUUCAAAGGUGAAUGGCAGACACGAUUUGACCCCCUGGCGACCUCUAAGGGAGUUUUCUACCUGGACAACCAGAACUCUGUGUCAGUGGACAUGAUGAAGUCUGCCCAGUACCCUCUCCGCCUGCUGGAUGAUCCAGAACUGGAAGCACAGGUUGCCAGUUUUCCCUUCAAGGGAAACACCAGCUUCUUAAUCGUCAUGCCCUUGCUGGGCAGAGGAAACGUGUCAUCUGUGCUUCCCAAACUGAACAUCUCCGACCUUUACAGACGUCUACCUCAGGAGAAAACAAUGCAGGUCAACUUACCCAAGGUGAAGCUGCAGUACCGGCAGGAGCUCCAGGAAGCGCUGACCAGCAUGGGCCUCGGCUCUCUGUUUUCAGGUCCUGACCUUUCUGGGAUUUCCGACCACCCUCUGAGGGUGACAGGUGUCCGCCAUGCCAGCACCAUAGAACUUAACGAAGAAGGCAUGGAGGCGUCCGCCAGCACUGUUGUAACCUCCAUGCGCUCCGUCUCCCUCUUCUCCGUCAACUCCCCUUUCCUAUUCGCCCUUGUCGAUGAUGUUUCCCUGGCCCCUCUCUUCAUGGGCAUCGUCACGAAACCCGCCCCCGGCAACGACCCUAUGCUCAAUGAUGAUCCCCAUGGCAACAGCACCAUGGGCGAUCAACCUGUGACGGAGGAUGUCAGGAAAAGAGACAUAAAUAGCAAACACAGCAACAGUUCUUGCAGCGAGACAGAGCCAGCAGAGGGCAGCAGUAUGCAGUCAUGUAGCUUAGCAUAAAGACUGGAAAUGGGGAAAGUGCUAGCCUGGCUCUGUCCAAAACAAAAUCUGCCUUCUAGCACCUCUAAAACUCGCUAAUUAACACUAUAUAUCUGGUUUGUUUAAUCUGUAUAAAAACCAAAGUGUGAAAACGACAAGUUGUGGUUUUUAUGUGCGGGACUAUUUCUUGUUUGGGCACAGCGACUUCCUAGAGUCUUGUCAUCGUGGAGUUGCCAGGCAACUAGCACAGACAGACGUGACAGUGGUAUCGAUCUUUGCAUCUAAAUCUCUACAAGAAAGCAAAUAAGCAUAUUUCCCAAAUGGUCAAACUUUUCCUUUAAAGUAGAUUCAGACGUGCAGCAGAGGACGAACGCGUCGGUCUUGUGUUGCUCAACAGGCUUUGGAAUUCAACAUGGAAAAAUAUGCAAAUGCUCUGCAAUUAUAGCGAUCGGUAUUGAGUUUUAUAUGAAGUCAGAAAAGUCAACAAGUUUAAAUACUAAAAAGCAGAGUAAUGUUUUUAUAAUCUCACUUCACAAAUUUACCAGAUUAAUUAAGUUUUAUCAAAGUUAUCAGGUUUCUGAUGUGAUAUAAAUGUUAAAAUACAGCGUUCAAUGUGUAUAAUACACUUAUUAGGCCUGGCAAUGCAUUUUACCAAUAUUCUUUCCAGCAAGUUGUGCAUUAUUAUGUUAAAAGUCUAUUUUUUCCCUUUGCAGAUGUUUUAUCUACAAUGAGAUGAUUUAAAUUUGAUAUUCAGUCACAGAAAAUAAAAUGUUCACACAAAAAGUA
Siniperca chuatsi (mandarin fish) is the source of this 2967-nucleotide messenger RNA. RefSeq names its product serpin peptidase inhibitor, clade F (alpha-2 antiplasmin, pigment epithelium derived factor), member 2a (gene serpinf2a). The transcript has 9 exons. Gene Ontology annotation, molecular function: serine-type endopeptidase inhibitor activity. Gene Ontology annotation, biological process: negative regulation of endopeptidase activity. NCBI's taxonomy places the organism in Eukaryota, Metazoa, Chordata, Actinopteri, Centrarchiformes, Sinipercidae. The coding region runs from base 811 to 2202 and encodes 463 amino acids. The record is from RefSeq and is a predicted model, not a curated record.